Truncatella angustata is the source of this 2111-nucleotide messenger RNA. RefSeq lists its product as uncharacterized. The transcript is spliced from 2 exons. The record is from RefSeq and is a predicted model, not a curated record. Lineage: Eukaryota; Fungi; Ascomycota; Sordariomycetes; Amphisphaeriales; Sporocadaceae. The coding region runs from base 107 to 2005 and encodes 632 amino acids. Gene Ontology annotation, biological process: regulation of DNA-templated transcription. Gene Ontology annotation, molecular function: zinc ion binding; DNA-binding transcription factor activity, RNA polymerase II-specific.
UGGACACCGCUUUCUUUCCCACGGCUCCACCUGCGCAAAGCACCCAAAUUUCGACGAGUCAAUCACCAUUGAAUACAACUUCUGCUGGGCUCAGAAUAUCGCUGGAAUGGAACGACCAAGCAUCAUGGCUUCCGGUUCGCCCAUUGAAUUUCCUUCUACCCACUCCGCCCGCUCCAGCUUGGGCAGUGCGUCUCCCGUCAAGGCGGCACCUCCCAAGCACGUUUCAUUCGAACUCCUCUUCCCGGAAUCCCCCCAAUACAAGGCGCGUCUGCCCCUACGAGUACAAAUAUACCCGCAUGACAGCACAGAGUCCAUUGUGACGACGGUCAAGAACUUCUACGGUCUCUACUCCGGUCCCACCGGAAGCAAGGGCAUCAGUUUUGAGGAUGACCGGGGCAACACCCUGAUCGCAGGAUAUGAGAACUUUAGCCAUAACAUGGUGGUCUAUGUCAGAGUCAUUGAGGACUCUGCGCAGCCCGCCGUGCCUUUCCUUCCUGCCGCUUAUCCCUCUGCCACAAUUGGCGCUCAUAGCUACGGUCACAGUGACUACUCUGGCCAUUCCGCACAACAUGUUGGCCAGCAUCUGUCUAGGCCAACCUCGAGGAUGUCUAGGAAGCGCAGCGUUUCUCCCGACGAUGACCGCGGCCGGCGUAGCAACUCGAUCGCCGCCAGCAAGAAGGGAAGGUCUCGCUCUUCCAAGACCCGGGGGCCCAACUACGAGAACCAUAGCGACAGUUUCAAUGGCUACAGCAGUGAUGGCGAGAACGGAGCGCCUUCCGUCUCGAGCAAGGCCAAAGAGCCCAUUGGCAACACAGACAUAAGCCUAGAGAAUAUAGUCGAAGGUGGCCGCCGAAAACGUGCCAAGUUCGAGAGCUCCGAGCUUCCUCUAUUUGCGCCUCCUCAGAUGCCCGCCGCUACCUCUAAUCCGUCCGUCUCUCCCGCGCGGCGCGCCGAUCCUCAUCGCGCUGCUAUCCCUUUCGCCCAUCCCGGUCAAAAUCCUUUUACCAAUCCUCGACCGCUCCAAUCACCCCAAAAUUAUGGCUAUGGAUAUGGUCACUUUGGCAUGUUCGCUACCCCCACAACCGACCAGAGACGCCAUCGCAAUAGCAUUGGCUACCCUCCCAACAUCCUGCCUACUCCAGAUCCUACUAUUGGUAGCAACAUGUCUGAAGAAGAUAAGGAUGUCGCACUCCAGCUCAUGAGGUUGGGCGACAUGUCAAAUAUCUCCCAUGGAAGAACAUCUGCUUCUACACUCGAUGACACAUUUAGCGGAAACGCUGAUGCUUGCUCUUCGACCGGCGCUACUAGCGAUGGUGAGAGCGACAAUGGAGUGGAGCUCCCGCCUGCCCGCCGGCAAAAGCUCGAGAUGCCUAUGAGCACCGGAAGGUUAUACCAGACAACUGAGACUCACUUCAUUGCCCCUCGAGAACACGCCGAAGCUAGCGGUGACGACGCUGACUACGAGGAUGGUGGCGAAGAUGGGCCAAGGCUCAACGAUGUGAAGCCCAAGUCCCAAAAGCCACGUCUGCCCAGCUUGAAGACAGGUGUCGCAAAGCCCAAGUCCAAGAUCCCUAAGCCCCUGACCAACAAGGUCAAGAAGUCGAAUAGUAUUUCCGCUCCUGGGCCCAUGUCGCCUACGUCGCUUCCUACACAGUCGCGCAAACCGUCUAUUGCCGGCCCAGGGUUUCUGCCCGGCCAGCCGGGUGAGGAUGACCAACCUGACCUCUCUACUAAGCCACGCUGCCAGCGAUGCCGAAAGAGUAAGAAGGGAUGUGAUCGUCAACGACCUUGUGGGCGCUGCAGAGAUGCAGGUCUUACCGCAGACCAGUGUGUCAGCGAAGAUGAAGGCAAUGGCCGAAAGGGUCGCUAUGGCCGACAUAUGGGUGUUCCUGUCAAAAAUUCUGCCGAAACUAUGCUGCAGCCUACUUUGCUCCCCGCAGCUCCCAUCACUGCCCCCAUGGCUCCUCCAAUGAUCGGAGCGAAGGACAAGAAGCGGAAGCGGUAGACAUGCUGCUCUUUUGAGUGCAUUUCAAAGGAACUAUAAACAUAAAACACUCUUACUGAUGGUGUCUGUCAGCACUGCUACACCACAAACCUGAACAGACGGCCUU